CAACGAGGCUGUGCCAUCUGUCUAGACAAAUUCACCAGACAGUUUUAAAAGUUGCAGAACAUCCGCAAUUAGAAGAUUCUGUAACCAACAGUUUUGCUUCUUUUAUCAAUGAGAUCAGACCUGAGCACAUGUCUGACAUUGUGCGCCACAGAAGUAAACGCAUGAUCUUGGAUAACAUUGGUGUUGGCCUUGUUGGUACCCAAACACAUGUAUUCAACAUUAUUCUGCAGUAUUGCCAGGACCUACAGGCAUCAGCUUAUGGAAAUUCUGCUUUAUGUUCAGUAUAUGGUGGGAAGGGAUUGAAACUCUCCCCAACCCUGGCUGCAUUUGCCAAUGGUGUAGCUGUUCACUCCAUGGACUUUGAUGACACCUGGCACCCUGCCACACACCCUUCAGGUGCCGUGCUGCCAGCUGUAUUGGCCUUGUCACAGAUGCUUUCAAAUGACAGAAAGAUCAGUGGAGAAGACCUCCUGAUGGCUUUUAAUGUGGGCAUUGAAAUCCAAGGAAGACUGAUGUGUUUUUCUACCGAGGCAAAAAAUAUUCCUAAAAAAUUUCACCCACCAUCGGUUGUUGGCACAAUGGGAAGUGCUGCAGCUUCAGCCAAGCUCCUCUCAUUAAACAAAGAACAAUGUACCCACGCAUUAGCUAUUGCAGCCUCUCUGGCCGGUGCCCCAAUGGCAAAUGCAGCUACUUUAGCUAAACCGCUGCAUAUCGGUAAUGCUACUAGGUUAGGUCUUGAAGCUGCACUUCUGGCUGCAAAAGGAAUGGAGGCCAAUUCUCUUAUAUUGGAUGAUACUCCUGGAUGUUCAGGGUUUAGUGCUUUCUAUGGAGAUUAUCAGCCAAAGUCAUUAUCCCCAGCAGGCAAGGACUAUGAGUUUCACCUUGAGAAGCAGGACAUCGUUUUUAAGUCCUUUCCAGCUCACCUUGGGAUGCACUGGAUAGCAGAUGCCUCAGUAUCAGUGAGAAACAGACUUAUAAGCCACUCCGGCUCAUUCAGUCCAUCAGAAAUUCAAUCCAUCAUUCUUAGAAUCCCUGUUUCCAAAUACAUUAAUAGGCCCUUCCCGGAAUCAGAGCAUGAGGCGCGCCACUCCUUCCAGUUCAAUGUUUGCACUGCGCUCUUAGAUGGUCAAGUCAGCAUUGACUCUUUUAAUGAAGACAAAAUGUUUCGGCACGAACUCCAGAAUCUCCUCAGUAAGGUGGUAGUGGAACAUCCAGAAGAUAAUGUUGCUAACUUUGAUAAAAUGUAUGGAGAGGUCGCUAUUCUUCUAGAAAAUGGAGAUGUAGUGACAGGAAGAUGUGAUACAUUUUAUGGUCACUGGAGGAACCCACUGAGCAGAGAAUCCCUCCUAAAAAAGUUCCGCACUAACGCAAAAUACGCACUCAAAGAAGACCAAACUGACGCAGUUAUCCAGAUAGUAGAAAAUAUAGAAAAUAUAACAGACAGCUCUCAGCUACCAAAGUUACUUCAGUAACUGAUAUGAAAUUUAUAUAUAAAAUCUCAGAAUUUAAAAAUUA
Messenger RNA from Bombina bombina (fire-bellied toad), 1515 nucleotides. RefSeq names its product cis-aconitate decarboxylase-like. The coding region runs from base 129 to 1472 and encodes 447 amino acids. NCBI's taxonomy places the organism in Eukaryota, Metazoa, Chordata, Amphibia, Anura, Bombinatoridae. The transcript has 5 exons. Gene Ontology annotation, molecular function: lyase activity. The record is from RefSeq and is a predicted model, not a curated record.